This is a messenger RNA of Pediculus humanus corporis (human body louse), 378 nucleotides long. RefSeq names its product NADH-ubiquinone oxidoreductase 13 kDa-A subunit, putative. The record is from RefSeq and is a predicted model, not a curated record. Gene Ontology annotation, biological process: mitochondrial electron transport, NADH to ubiquinone. NCBI's taxonomy places the organism in Eukaryota, Metazoa, Arthropoda, Insecta, Psocodea, Pediculidae. The transcript has 3 exons. The coding region runs from base 1 to 378 and encodes 125 amino acids.
AUGGCGUCUAAAUUGGUUAGUUUUUACGACAAACGAAAGGUUUUACUUUUUAAAAGAUGUUGUAGUAUUGUAUCUCAGAAAUCACUUUCAUCUUCGUGCAGUGGGGAAUCAGUGGAAAAAGAAACACAUACUGGUCAAAAAUGGGAAGAAAGCGAUUACAGACUUGCAAGAUUCGUAAAUAAAUCUAAGCAAGUAAAUCCUAAUUGGGCUGUAAAAUUAAUAGCUGAAAUUCCACCAAUACCGGUUAAAGGAAGAGUGACAUCCUGUGAUGGAGGCAGUGGGCCAACUGGUCAUCCCAAAGUUUACAUUAAUCUGGACAAGCCAGGAUAUCAUUCAUGCCUGUAUUGUGGAUUAAGAUUUUAUAAAGAUUGUGAAUAA